This is a messenger RNA of Oncorhynchus tshawytscha (Chinook salmon), 1401 nucleotides long. RefSeq names its product centriolin-like. The record is from RefSeq and is a predicted model, not a curated record. NCBI's taxonomy places the organism in Eukaryota, Metazoa, Chordata, Actinopteri, Salmoniformes, Salmonidae.
CAGGGUGCGCAGUGAAGGGGGCAUGGUGGGCCGCAACUUGGAGCGGCUGCAGCGUGAGGUGCUGGGAGUGGUGUCUGCUGCCCAAACAGACCGGGACCAAGCCCAGCAGGGCCAGGCUCGACUCAGUCAGGAGCUGGCCUCCCUCCGAGAGCAACACAAGGCAGCCUGCCAGGCUGCAGCACAGGCCACGGCAGCAAAGAAACUCUGUGAGGAGGAGAUACUCCAGCUCCAGGAGGAACUGCAGGAGGCACGAGAACUCCAGAAACUGACGGGCCAGCGGCUCCAGGAGGCUGAGGACGAGCAAGAGCUUUUGCUCGCUGAGCUGGAGGAACAAGACAAACAGAUGGAAGUGGGCGAGUGCUACACCCAGCAGCAGCUGCAGUCUCUGGACUUGGAGCUGCUGGAGCUAAGAAGCUCCUUCACAACGGCAGACAAGAUGUCCGCCCAGCAGUUGAGAGCCGCCAAAGAGCAGCUCCGCUCCUUACACACCAUCGUGGAGCAAAUCAACCAGGAGAGGGAUGAGGAUGCGGAGGAGCUGGAGGGGUCUAGGGUUCUAGCAGCCGAGAUCACUCAGAACCUGACCAAAGCCGAGGCUGAGAUCCAGCUGCUGCAAAAGCUACUGAAAAAGCUACUGAAGUACAGGAUGCAUUUGAUGGACCAAAAAAGCCUGGGGGGUAUUUCAGAUCACAGCAUCCAACAGCAGGAGCUGGAUCGACUGAAAUGGGCCUUGACCAGACAAGAGGCCCAGACUAAGCAACUGCGGGAGCAGCUCGCCCUGGCUAGAGAGAACUCCACAGAGAACAGCGGGAACCUGGAGGAGCUUAUGGGGGAGGUGUGUGCUCUCAGGGAAAACCUGGUCCAGCAGAACCAGGUCUUAUCCAGCCUCAGAGACCCUCAUAGGACCAGGGGUCACUGGUACUAUGUCCCAUCAUCCACAAAUGUUAUGAUACCUACAUAAGAGUGCAGGCAGAGGAAAGAGUGCCUCCUACUGGCCCUCCAACACCACUUCCAGCAGCAUCUGGUCUCCCAUCCAGGGACCGACCUGGACUAACCCUCCUUAGCUUCAGAGGCAUGCCAGCAGUGGGAUGCAGGGUGACACAGCGUCUCAAGUAGAAUGUUACCAUUAAGAUGAAAGCUGCAAUGCCGGGGUUCAAGCUGUGGGCCCACUGUGCCACCAUCAGGACUAUUUGGACACAUUGCCUUAGGAUGAGCUACUUCUGUACUCCUUACCACACUAGGCAAGUAACAGAACUCAAAAUCAACCAGAUCAUGCAGAUCAUGUAAUAUGCCUUUGAUAUAUUUUGGACAUGAUAUUGACUACUUUAAACAUCUUCUUCACCUGAACUGCUAGACAGAUUGGUACAACAUUUGGUAUAUAUCAUCUAUGGAUGCACAUCUUUA